UUUACCGGAACUUUUGGAACUUGUUUCUGUUUACGUAAACAAAUUUCCCCGUCAUAAUACUUUUUGAAAAGUUUAUCUUAAAUUCCUAACCCAAGCUAUGCCUUUUACGAGGUGUUUGAUUCCUGCUGUUAGCAGAUUUGUUAUUUUAUUCGAAACUACCCUAAACUAGUGCAGCGUCACUUCCUGUUUUGACUCAUUUCAAUUUUCAGAAUUUUUACGAUUUGGAACACUGAACAGCUUGGCAAAGUUGACGGUCUUAUGAUUGGAUCUCUUUUAUUGGCACAUCUAUAAGAGUAUAAGUUUAUAACGGAUAACAAUUGUUUUUGCCUGGAUUGGAAUCAACUGAACAAAACCAAGUAGAUAGACACUGAUUUGUGUUCACACCAGUUCACUGACUAGGGUGCAGUUGUCAUUCCGAUUACAAACUUAAACAGUAACUCUACUAACUGAGAAGCCAGAAGGGUUCUACCUUAUUUCUUACUUACUGGUGAUAAUAAACACAGAUACAGCUUAGAAGAAUCCAGCAGCCAUGCGUCUGUACUCACUCUCUAUUUUGUUCAAGACGGCCGAUGGACAGGUUAAGCAGUUGAAAGCUGCCCAUGACGUGGCUUCAUUUGGAUAUUUUCAAAGAGGAAGUAUUCGGGAGUUUAUGGAUUUCACCAGUAAAAUUCUCGUUGAGAGAACUUCCAUUUGUUCGAGAACAUCAGUCAAAGAACAGGAAUAUAUUUGCCACGUGUAUGUUCGCAGUGAUUCGCUAGCAGGCGUGGUUAUUGCUGAUCAUGAGUACCCCAAGAGGGUGGCCCACACGUUGCUCAACAAGGUGCUUGAUGAAUUUUGUGCCAAGUAUCCCAAAGGAACUUGGAAUAUACCAGAAAGUAGUAUAAAUUUUCCAGUUUUACCCCAGUACUUAGAAAAAUACCAGAAUCCAAAGGAAGCGGAUGCCAUGACAAAGAUACAGACAGAGUUAGAUGAAACAAAAAUUAUUCUUCAUGACACAAUUGAAGCUGUGUUAGACCGUGGAGAAAAACUUGAUGAUUUGGUUGACAAAUCGGAGGGGUUGAGCACACAGUCGAAAGCUUUCUAUAAAACAGCCAAAAAGACAAACCAGUGUUGUAUUAUUCUAUGAGUGAGAGAUUCGUAUGUAUUCGCUGUCAACACGUGUCAUGUUUGUUGUGCCAUUCUCAGUGAAACAUUGUCACCUGACAAGGAACACAAGAUGAUCGUCCUCUUGUUAAACUCUCCACCAUUCCACAGAACGAAGCUACAGCACCACUUCUCAUCUUGCAUACAACAGACGCAGGUGAUUCUCAGUGAACAAAUAUGGUAGCGCUUUGCCAAAUUGUCUUUGGUAUUCAACAGCCACAUUGAAGUUUUUAUUAUUAACCAAAUGACGUGUGACAAAACAUACCGUUGUGUGUCUUGAAUUGACACACUGGUGAACUCAUUAUGAAAUACACUCAUCUUCAUUCUGAUGGAAUCAGUGAAUGCUGGCUGCAGGUUUUGGUGGGUGGGAUUGUUGUCACCCACGAUUCGUAGUUGUCAUGCUUCAGCUAUUGAGAUUGAGUUGAAUGUUGUGAUGUGUGUGAGUGUGUGGUUAUACUAAUGUUGGGUUGUCUGGAUGUGUGUUAGUGUGUGGUUAUACUAAUGUUGGGUUGUCUGGAUGUGUGUUAGUGAAGAUGAUGUCAACACAAGUGUCUAUGAUGCGUAGAAAUGUAUGAGACUUGAAUUUGAAAAUGUGUGCGAGUGCGUGGUUAUACUAAUGUUGGGUUGUCUGAACAUGUGUCAGUGAUCAUACUUAUGUCGUCUAGUGUGAUAUGCUUACAAGUGCCGAGAUGUGUGUUUGUCAUUGUUUUUGUUGAAUUGUUUGUGUAUGUGCGUGCGUGUGUUUUUGUUUGCAUGUGCUGAUGUUGAAGACCUAGACUCCACACUAAUCAUUCGCACACCCAAACCACAGCAGUUCUUAUCAUAAGUUACUGUAGUGCACAAACCCAUAUGACUCUUAGGACAAAUAAACAUAAUUAAAAAGUCAUUGAUUAAUUUGUUAUACAUUGUGUAUUCCAUAUUGUAUUGUUAAUCUGACUCGACUUGAAGCAGGACACAGGACUUGACAUGGAAUUCCAGUCGAUGAUCCCAGACUGGCUUGGACUUGAAGCAGGACACAGGACUUGACGUGGAAUUCCAGUCGAUGAUCCCAGACUGGCUUGGACUUGAAGCAGGACACAGGACUUGACGUGGAAUUCCAUCCAAUGAUUCCAGACUGGCUUGGACUUGAAGCAGGACACAGGACUUGACGUGGAAUUCCAGUCGAUGAUCCCAGACUGGCUUGGACUUGAAGCAGGACACAGGACUUGACGUGGAAUUCCAGUCGAUGAUUCCAGACUGGCUUGGACUUGUCUUCAUUAACCAGCUUUUGACUUGCUAACAUGUGUGCAGUUGUCUUGUAACGAGAUGCGUGUGUGUCAUGAUUCAUGUUUUAACUGAUGUUGAAAUGUGCCAAUUCCUAAGCUUGCAUGCUAUAAUGCCAGUAUGAGUAUAUGAAUGUACAGUGUGCUUGCUUAGUGUAGUAAAAUAAUUUGAGGGUACGUAAUAAAUACUAAAUAAACCAUCAGUGCUGUACUAAGUGGUUAUGGGUAAGAAAUGUUUAGAAAUUGGACAAAGCAUUUCAAGCACAUAGACCAGUUUCAAAUAGCGGUUGUCUUUCUGUCAUCUGUCUAAAAAUUAACAAAAUAUAUCUCUUAAUUUCCCAGAUUUUAGGGUAUGUAAUUUGAAACCCUGUGUGUACCACUAGGUGUAUUGGAGUUACUGUCUGGCAGAAACACUGUAUGUACCACUACGUGUAUUGGAGUUACUGUCUGGCAGAAACACUGUAUGUACCACUACGUGUAUUGGAGUUACUGUCUGGCAGAAACACUGUAUGUACCACUACGUGUAUCGAGUUACUGUCUGGCAGAAACCCUGUAUGUACCACUACGUGUAUCGAGUUACUGUCUGGCAGAAACACUGUAUGUACCACUACGUGUAUUGGAGUUACUGUCUGGCAGAAACACUGUAUGUACCACUAUGUGUAUUGGAGUUACUGUCUGGCAGAAACCCUGUAUGUACCACUACGUGUAUUGGAGUUACUGUCUGGUAGAAACCCUGUAUGUACCACUACGUGUAUUGGAGUUACUGUCUGGCAGAAACCCUGUAUGUACCACUACGUGUAUUGGAGUUACUGUCUGGCAGAAACCCUGUAUGUACCACUACGUGUAUCGAGUUCUGUAUUUACCACUACGUGUAUUGGAGUUACUGUCUGGCAGAAACCCUGUAUGUACCACUACGUGUAUUGGAGUUACUGUCUGGCAGAAACCCUGUAUGUACCACUACGUGUAUUGGAGUUACUGUCUGGUAGAAACCCUGUAUGUACCACUACGUGUAUUGGAGUUACUGUCUGGCAGAAACCCUGUAUGUACCACUACGUGUAUUGGAGUUACUGUCUGGCAGAAACCCUGUAUGUACCACUACGUGUAUCGAGUUCUGUAUGUACCACUACGUGUAUUGGAGUUACUGUCUGGCAGAAACCCUGUAUGUACCACUACGUGUAUUGGAGUUACUGUCUGGCAGAAACCCUGUAUGUACCACUACGUGUAUUGGAGUUACUGUCUGGUAGAAACACUGUAUGUACCACUACGUGUAUUGGAGUUACUGUCUGGCAGAAACACUGUAUGUACCACUACGUGUAUUGGAGUUACUGUCUGGCAGAAACCCUGUAUGUACCACUACAUGUAUUCGAGUUACUGUCUGAAUGUUUGUGUUAAGGAUUCAUUGUGGGGUCAUUCUCAACUUGUAUUGUAUUGGUAGCAGGUGUGGAUACAGAUUGUGUAAUGGUGGUGUGUGUGUUUGGGUGUGACACAUCCAUGUGUGGUGUGUGUGUAUGUAUGUAUGCUAACUUGUGAUGGUAUAUUACAUUGUCAGUUCUCAUAUUGUGGAAUUGAUUUGUCGCAAAUCACUAUUGUGAUAUGUCACUACUGGAGUUAUUUUAACAAGGCACAAACCAGUAAAAUAGCAUCCCACCUGUAGGGAUUAAAAUGGAGAAUAAUACAUUUUAGUGUGACAUUGCGAGUGUUAAAACAUUAGUGUUGAGGGUCUGUUCUGAAUGGUUAACUAAUAAAAACAUACACCAGA
Molecule: messenger RNA, 4164 nt
Organism: Gigantopelta aegis
Lineage: Eukaryota; Metazoa; Mollusca; Gastropoda; Neomphalida; Peltospiridae
Product: synaptobrevin homolog YKT6-like
Exons: 8
Coding region: 530-1126 (198 amino acids)
Biological process (GO): endoplasmic reticulum to Golgi vesicle-mediated transport
Cellular component (GO): membrane; Golgi apparatus
Molecular function (GO): SNAP receptor activity
Source: RefSeq, a predicted model, not a curated record